AUGGAACUCGACUUUGGGAGAGACGAGAAUCCUAGCCAUGGAGUACAAUACUCGUAUGAUGACAUGGUUUUUGCGCCAGCAUCUACAGCCCAUGGAACCUACUUUGACGGGGAGCAAGACGACGUAGAGAGUCUGAGCGAGUACCAAGAGGGCGGAUAUCACCCAAUUCAUAUACGCGACUACUUGGACAACAGGCAGCGAUAUCGAGUCAUUCAUAAGCUUGGCCACGGCGCGUUUGGCACGGUAUGGCUAUGUCGAGACCAUCAACUUGGCAGAUAUGUUGCCGUCAAGGUCAUGACCGCGGAUGUAUCAGUGGAAAAAGUUGCAGAACUUUCUAUUCUGAAACAUAUCGACCGAGAUAACCCGGGAGCACGAUACAUUGCACUUCCGUUGGACAACUUUGAAGUCCAUGGACCCAAUGGAGCUCAUCAAUGUAUUGUGUUUCCACUGCUGGGCCAGAGCGUAUCCCCAAGUCUCUGGCAACGAUUGGAGAAUCCUGGCCCUGUUCUUAGAAAACUGUGUCAUCAGGCUGUGCAGGCAUUGAAUUGCUUGCACGAGGGCAAUGUCGGACACGGAGAUUUCCGCCCAGCAAACAUCCUAAUAAAAGUGUCAGGACUAGAUUCUCUCAGCGAAGAACAACUUCUCACGCUACUGGGACACCCACAACCCGGCAACGUCAUCACCCAAGACGGCACCGACUUACCCUCCUUCUCACCAAGAUACCUCGUCCCAGCAGUCGACAUGUCCCGCCUAGAGUCCAAAUACCUCCUCGAAGAGAUCUGCCUUAUCCGCUUCGGACAAGCCUACCUGACGUCCUCCCCACCUCCUGAUCUCGGCACACCAGAAAACUACCUCCCUCCAGAACGACUAAUAGACCACCAAAAGGACAAAGUAGGACUCAGCUGUGACAUCUGGGCCCUCGGAUGCACGAUAUUCGAGAUCCGUCUACAAACUCCGCUGUUUCACAUGCUCUACGGACCAGACGAGGUCCUCAACGAAAUGGUCAGUUUCUUUGGCAAAUUCCCCGAACCGUGGUGGUCAAGGUGGGAACAGCGCGGGGAGUACCGCGAUGAAGAGGGACGUAUGCUCCGCGGGAGGAUGGACAUUGACGGCGAGCAGUACAGCAUUGAUAGUGUGCUGCGGGGGAAUAAGUCUGUCAUGAGGACGGUGGAUGGGGUGCUGCGGGUGGUCAAGACGAUGGAGGUGCCGAGGGAUGAGAUGGCCGUGUUGAAGGAGCUUUUGUUGAGGGUUUGUGCGUAUAUGCCGGAUGAGAGGCUUUGUGCUGGGGAUGUUUUGCGUGAUAGAUGGUUUCGAUAG
Molecule: messenger RNA, 1317 nt
Organism: Pochonia chlamydosporia 170
Lineage: Eukaryota; Fungi; Ascomycota; Sordariomycetes; Hypocreales; Clavicipitaceae
Product: protein kinase
Exons: 2
Coding region: 1-1317 (438 amino acids)
Biological process (GO): protein phosphorylation
Molecular function (GO): ATP binding; protein kinase activity
Source: RefSeq, a predicted model, not a curated record